CCUCGCGCCCGGCCCCUGGAGAAAGGCCGGCGCCUGCGCAAUGGGGGUUCCGGCGUCGACUCACGAAGUCCUUCGGAUGAGAGCUUCUGGGUGCCAGACGAGGCCAGGGCCUUGCCCUCCCAAGACACUCUUCUUCAAGAGAGAGACCAGAAGAGAAGGCAAAAAUGAAUGUUGAAGUAUUAAAAGUCAUAUCCCAGGACUUGGUGACAUUCAAGGAUGUGGCGAUAGAUUUUUCCCAGGAAGAGUGGCAAUGGAUGAACCCUGCUCAGAAGCGAUUAUACAGGAGUAUGAUGUUGGAGAACUAUCAGAGCCUGGUAUCACUUGGUCUUUGUGUUUCUAAGCCGUAUGUAAUCUCCUUAUUGGAACAAGGGAGAGAGCCUUGGGAGAUGACAAGUGAGAUGACAAGAAGCCCAUUCUCAGAUUGGGAAUCUAUAUAUGAGACACAGGAAUUACCUCUGAAGCAGUUCAUUUAUGAUGAUGCAUGCAUGGAGGGAAUUACAAGCUAUGGACUUGAGUGUUCCACUUUUGAAGAAAAUUGGAAGUGGGAAGAUCUUUUUGAGAAGCAGAUGGGAAGUCAAGAGAUGUUUAGCCAGCAAGAAACAAUCACUCAUAAAGAAACCCACACUAAGGAAACAGAAUUUAAAUAUACUAAAUUUGGGAAAUGUAUCCAUCUGGAAAACAUAGAAGAGAAUAUUUAUAAUCGUACCUCAGAUAAAAAAUGCUUCUCCAAAAAUUCUAUGGUAAUAAAACAUAAGAAAAUCUGUGCAGGAAAGAAGCUUUUUAAAUGUAAUCAAUGUGACAAAACCUUCACCCAUAGCUCAUCCCUUACUGUUCAUUAUAGAAUUCAUACUGGUGAAAAACCAUAUGAAUGUGAGGAAUGUGGGAAAGCCUUCAAGCAGAGGCAACACCUUGCUCAACAUUACAGAACACAUACUGGAGAGAAACUCUUUGAAUGUAAAGAAUGUAGGAAAGCCUUCAAACAGAGCGAACACCUUAUCCAACAUCAAAGAAUUCAUACUGGAGAAAAACCAUAUAAAUGUAAGGAAUGUAGAAAAGCUUUCAGACAGCCUGCACACCUUGCUCAGCAUCAGAGAAUUCAUACUGGAGAGAAACCCUAUGAAUGUAAAGAAUGCGGCAAAGCCUUUAGUGAUGGCUCAUCUUUUGCUCGACAUCAGAGAUGUCACACUGGCAAAAGACCCUAUGAAUGUAUUGAGUGUGGGAAGGCUUUUAGGUAUAACACAUCUUUUAUUCGUCACUGGAGGAGUUGUCAUACUGGAGAGAAGCCUUUUAAUUGCAUUGAUUGUGGGAAAGCCUUCAGUGUUCACAUAGGACUUAUUCUACAUAGGAGAAUUCAUACAGGAGAGAAACCUUACAAAUGUGAUGUGUGUGGAAAAACCUUCAGCUCUGGUUCAUCCCGUACUGUACAUCAGAGAAUUCAUACAGGAGAGAAACCUUAUGAAUGUGAUACUUGUGGGAAAGACUUUAGUCAUCAUGCAUCACUCACUCAGCAUCAAAGAGUACAUUCUGGAGAGAAACCUUAUGAAUGCAAGGAAUGUGGGAAAGCCUUUAGGCAGAAUGUACACCUUGUUAGUCAUUUGAGAAUUCAUACUGGUGAAAAACCCUAUGAAUGUAAAGAAUGUGGAAAAGCUUUUAGAAUCAGUUCACAGCUGGCCACUCAUCAGCGAAUUCAUACUGGAGAGAAGCCUUAUGAAUGUAUUGAAUGUGGAAAUGCUUUCAAACAGAGAUCACACCUUGCCCAACAUCAGAAGACUCAUACAGGAGAGAAACCUUAUGAAUGUAAUGAAUGCGGGAAAGCCUUCAGCCAAACUUCCAAUCUUACUCAACAUCAAAGAAUUCAUACAGGAGAGAAACCCUAUAAAUGUACUGAAUGUGGAAAGGCUUUUAGUGAUAGCUCAUCCUGUGCUCAACAUCAAAGACUUCACACUGGCCAAAGGCCCUAUCAGUGUUUUGAAUGUGGGAAGGCAUUCAGAAGAAAGUUAUCCUUAAUGUAUCAUCAAAGAGGUCAUACUGGAAAAGAACCUUAAAAAUGUAGUGCAUGUGGCCAAGCCUUUAGUUAUCAUCAGUCCCUUACUGUUCAUCAGAGAAAUCCCACUGAUUAAAAAACAUAUAAAUGUAAGAAAUGAAGAAAAACCCUCAGCCAGACUGAACACUUUACAUGGAAGAAUUCAUACUACAGAGAGGUCUUAAAAAUGUUAAGAAUGUGCAAACGUCUUCAGACAAAAUGCACACCUUGCUCAUCAUUGUGUUCAUUUCAGGCAUCCAGCUGUUCCUCACCCGCUACGUCACUGGAUCCUGCCAACAUACCUGCUAAAUAUUUUUGGAAUUCAUCCACUCUUUUGGUUCCCUAGUCUGAAACAGUCAUUUCAUCUGGACUGUUUCAAUCAUCAUACAACCUUUUGUCUUCCCUGGGCCACACUGGAAGAAGAAAAAUUGUCUUGUGCCACACAUACAAUACACUAACAUUAACAAUAGUUAACAAGCUAAGAAAAAAAAAAAGUCUGUGUGUAAUUUUAGUGAUACACCAACACAGAUAAGCAAAGAAGUCAUUGAAUACAAGAGGUUGGACACCCAUGAAUUCUAAAACUUCUGUAUCCUCUUUUAUCCCUUUUGUAUUAAUAUUAUAGCCACAGUGAUCUUUCAAAAAUGCAAAUUAAAUUAUUCGCUUAAAACUCAUUAAAAUAUUUGAUGCAUAAUAAAGUUCUUAGCAAAAUUACCAACUCAUACUAAGUGCUUGGUAAAUGUUAGGUAAGUAUUCUUCAGAGUUGAUGUAAAUUAUUUUUAAACAGUGUACUCUUGAAAGCAGUAUGGCAAUUGUAAAAAUUUUGGAACCAAAACAGUAUCUUUUUUUUUAAACUAAAAAAAAGUUUUUAGAUAGGGUCUUCCUGUAUUUCCCAGGCUGGUCUCAAACUCUUGUGCUCAAGCGAUCCUCCCACCUCAUUCCCAAGUAGCUGGGAUUACAGGCAACCAGCCUGACUUAAAAAACAGUAUCUUAAGGUAGACAGUGAUUAGCACAUGUAGUAUGCUUACCAUUUAAUAUUAUAAUAAAACAUCACAGUGACACUCUCAUGAUUAAGGCUGUGUUCCAUUGUUGGUGAGGAAACUAAUUAUGACCGAAUACAUACAACAUGUUUUAAUAAGUGGCUGUAUAGCUCUGGAUAAAAUGAACAAAAGAAUUAGAAUUUCUGGGGAGGAUAUAUGCAAGACUAUAUUUAGUCAAGUCAAAAAAAGUCACUAAUGUUUAAAUGAAGAAAGAGAAAUUAAUAUAGUCUCAUUUCAACAUGUGGGUUCACAGAUUUAUUCUAGCAUUCUGAGGAUCCAUUAGUAAGGUUGUUCUGGAGUUUAUUAAAACACACACACACACACACACACGCACACACACUUAAAAUCUCCCACUUCUUUGAUGAGGUUAAGUCAACUGUGAUAUCAAACCAAGGGGAAUAAAUGAAAUUAUAGGUGAAUUUACUUAGUUUUAUACAAAAGGAAAUUGUUAGCCUCUGCUGAUGGAGAACAGAGGCUCUGAAUAAAUGGAGAUCCAUAACAUGAUCCUAGAUGGAUGUUUCAGUAUUGUAAUCCUGUAGGUUACUUUUACACUGACAAUUCUGAAAUUCAUGUUGAGUGUUAUAUUAGGCAGGUAUCACAAGGAAGGUUGUAUCCCAUGAGUUUUUUAUAUUGCAAAAGUGUUUUCGAUGUAUCAUUGGGGGAGAUUAAGUGUCUUUGACAGUUAUCCAACUGGAGAUAAAGUCAGCAUCACAUUUCACUCCUUACAGAGAAGUUUAUUCUGUACUGAUUACAGACAUGAGAGGAAAUAUUGUUAAGAUGGUAGAGGAGAAUGUAGAGUAUUUCUGUGCCUUUAGGUCCAGGAAGUCUUUGGUAAGCAGGACAUGGUCCAGAAGCCAUGAAGAAUGACAGGACUAUGUAGAAGAUUUAAACCUUUUUCAUGAUAUAAGACACUGUAUGCAAAGUUAAAAGCCAUAUGACAGGCUGAGAGAUAUCCUAAACAUACAUUUAAAAGGAUAUAUCCCUUGCAAAAGGGCUGUGGGAAAGCAGCAAGGAUAAGGUACACAGUCUUGCGUAGCAUGUCAACAAAAAAUCCUUGGAUGAAGAAAUUAAAAUAGUUAAAUAGAGGAAGUUCUUAACCUCACUAAUAAUCAGAUAAAUGCAGAUUGUAAAAGUCCUCAUCGCCACCAACACAAACCACCAGAAAUUCUGUGUGAAUGUAAAGUUUGGAUAAUAUCCAGUACUGUUGCAGAUGUGAGAAACCAUAUUUUCAUAUAUUGAGGGUAAAUUAGAGGAAAGCCAUUUUAGAGGGCAAUGUGGUGUUACCUGUCAGCAUUUUGAAUAUAAGUACCCUUUGCUACGAUUCUACACCUAGUAAUUUAUGUUCUCGAAAGCACAAGUGCAGAAAUAUAGAUGCAUAAGCACAUGUGUUAUAGAAUUGAGAGAAAUUUGGAAAAACAAAAUAUUUAGAACUAGUAAAGUUAUGGGUUACAGAAAAUCAAUUCAGUAGAUCAGUAUGUAGUUACGGAAAAUGAGAUGGAUCUCUAUGUACUCAAAGAUGUCCUGCAGCUUAUGAACUGAAAUAUAAUUUUAUAAUCAACACAGUGAUAUCAUUAUGAAGUACAUAAAUUUUAGAAAGCUUAA
Cebus imitator (Panamanian white-faced capuchin) is the source of this 4662-nucleotide messenger RNA. RefSeq names its product zinc finger protein 471 (gene ZNF471). Gene Ontology annotation, molecular function: RNA polymerase II transcription regulatory region sequence-specific DNA binding; DNA-binding transcription factor activity, RNA polymerase II-specific. The transcript is spliced from 5 exons. Gene Ontology annotation, cellular component: nucleus. Gene Ontology annotation, biological process: regulation of transcription by RNA polymerase II. NCBI's taxonomy places the organism in Eukaryota, Metazoa, Chordata, Mammalia, Primates, Cebidae. The coding region runs from base 165 to 2045 and encodes 626 amino acids. The record is from RefSeq and is a predicted model, not a curated record.